Messenger RNA from Pelmatolapia mariae (spotted tilapia), 2401 nucleotides. RefSeq names its product transducin beta like 2 (gene tbl2). The coding region runs from base 64 to 1389 and encodes 441 amino acids. Gene Ontology annotation, molecular function: protein binding. Gene Ontology annotation, cellular component: endoplasmic reticulum. Gene Ontology annotation, biological process: endoplasmic reticulum unfolded protein response. The record is from RefSeq and is a predicted model, not a curated record. The transcript has 7 exons. NCBI's taxonomy places the organism in Eukaryota, Metazoa, Chordata, Actinopteri, Cichliformes, Cichlidae.
AGUCGUGCGGGGUUAGUUUAGGAGACGUUAGCGUUGCAAAAUACGUGGCAGAAGGGUGUCGACAUGGAGAUAGCUGCUCUGGCCGCGUUAACUUUGUUACUGGGUGCACUGGUUAUUCUGGUUGCGUUAGCGGUGGGCAGACGGAAAGAAGAAAUAAGAGAGGAAACUGAGCAGGCAGCGGAGUUUGCCGCUGAAGCCAGUGCUGUGAAGGGUUCCCAAUCCAAGAAGCAGAAGCAGGAGAAGCAGCGUGGCCGCAAGGAUAAACCUACACAACACACUUUCAGCCAUCCGCUGCUGGCAGCCUCUCUGAAGGGCCACAGUGGAAAUGUGACCUGCCUCGAUUUUAGCAGUAACGGGAAGUACCUGGCGUCGUGUGCUGACGACCGCACUGUUCGGAUCUGGAGCACCAAGGACUUCCUGGACCGCGAGCACAAGUGUCUGAGAGCCAAUGUGGAGCUGGAUCACGCUACGCUGGUCCGGUUUAGCCCUGACUCCAGGGCGUUUAUCACCUGGUUGGCCAAUGGAGACUGCAUACGAAUCUUCAAAAUGACAAAGAAGGAUGACGGCUCCAUGAGCUUCAAAGCUGCUCCCGAGGAUUUCCCACAGAAGCACAAGGCCACCAUCCUCAACAUUGGCAUCGCAGAGACAGGCAAGUUUAUCAUGAGUGCCUCCACCGACACCUGUAUCAACAUCUGGGACCUGAAAGGAGAGGUGCUGGCCUCUAUCAACACGAACCACAUAACCAAUUCUUAUGCUGCCAUCUCCCCGUGUGGCAGGUUUGUCGCGUCCUGCGGCUUCACUCCUGAUGUGAAGGUGUGGGAGGUUUGCUUCGGCAAAGGAGGAGACUUCAGAGAGGUGGUGCGAGCCUUUGACCUGAAGGGCCACUCUGCUGGAGUCCACGCAUUUGCCUUUUCCAACGACUCUCGCAGGAUGGUGAGCGUCUCCAAAGACGGCACGUGGAAGCUAUGGAACACGGACGUGGAGUACAAAAAGCAGCAGGAUCCCUACCUCCUGAAAACCGUUCCCUGCAGCUCGUCUGAAGGCAGCCGGGUGGCCUUGUCUCCAGACGGCCGGGUGGUGGCCGUCAGCGAUGGCUGCAACGUGGCCAUGUACGAUGCUGCCAGCGGAAAGCUGGAGGAGGAGCUGCAUGGCAUCCACAGCGUGGAGAUCACGGACCUUAGAUUUGACAUUAACGGACGCUUCUUGGUGUGCAGUGGCGACAAGGCUAUCCGAGUGUUUCACAACGCUCCGGGCUACCGGGCUGCCAUCAAAGACAUGCAGGACAUGCUGAAGAAGGCUCAGAACGAGGCCAUGAAGCAGAGACUGCAGCAGCAGAUCAAAGAGGCUCAGAGUGCCCUGGACGCUGUGCUCGCUGCCCCCUCCAACUAAACAGAAAUAAUAGGAAAUCACACUCUGAAUGUGACAGUGUCAGACUCUGCUAAUCAUUUGUUUGCAUAGUCACCUCUGCCUCUUAAUGAUCUGGACUGUGAAGAUGAGAUUUGCAUGCAGUUUAAUAAAAGUUAUCUUUUUAUGGAAGUGCUUCGUUUGAUUUGAGACAUUUGGACUUUUGAGUGUGAUGUGCUGUGAUUGUGUUUGAUUUGUCAUAGUUUGUGAAAUUUGUCUCAGAGUCACUAUGUGGAAAAAGGAACAGAUUAACAGUCCCUUUAACAUCUAAUGGCCACUGUCGGUUUGGGUGCUUCAUUUCCAAGUCCAGGUGUUGUCUGUGCUGACUCACUGUGAAACUUUGAACACAAACUAGUGUUAAUGUCACACCUUUGCUUUUCCUACUGUGGUAGGUCAAAAUUUCUGCUGUGAAAAAAGUUAAAAGUGUAAUAUUUUCCCAGAGGGUGGCGUUGAAGUAAAAUUCCUUUUCUGCUUAUUACAUCCAAAGUAAAUCUUUGGAAAUCUCCUCUUUGAAAUCCUUAAAGCUUUAUCUAAUGGCAUUGCUAUUGAGGGUUAAAAAUUAGGCCUCAGUUGACACCUGUGCACUCUCACUUGGGUGUACAAUUCAGUGCAAAUACCAUAAGAGGAUUUGACUUCAGAGCAGAACGUAAAUUGUGAGGUGCCUUUCAAGUACAACUAACUGAAAGAAGUGUGAGCAAGAUGUCCGGCAUCUUGAAAACACAGGUGAAACCACCUCUUCGGAUCUGUCAGAGUGAUAAAAAUAACCUUCAAAGUCACUGAAACUGGGGAAGAAAAACUAGCUUAUUCCUCAGUCCAUCCUAGCAGCCCACUGAAGGUGUAUUUGAUCCUCACAAACAGAUUUUUUUUUUUUUCCAGAGUUGUAGCGGUGAAGUCUGGAGCGUCCUAUAGUCCCCAGAAAGGCAAAGCAUAUCAAAAUAAUCCUCAGGAUUUGCAGAAUUUGUAACUUGUUUUGAAUAAAGGCAUAUAUUUGAUUACA